AUGCCAGGGUGCCGUGCAAGCACAUUCGCCUGGGCCUCGGCUGGCCGCGGGGUGCCGCCCGAGGGUCCGCGGCAGCAGCUCCGGGCGGGCGGCCCGCAGCGGGAGCUGGGGCCGACGGCGCGGGUGGAGCUGGAGCUGCAGCAGGCGCGGACGGCGCAGCUGGAGCUGGAGGCGCAGCUGCAGCAGGCGCGGCCCGUCGGCGGAGAGGCCCCGGCCGAGCGGGGCGCCCCGCUCGGCGCCGCGGGGCGCGGGCGGAGCGGCGAGAGGCGGCAGGAGGCGCAGCAGGGGGUGGAGGCCUCGGCGGCCCAGGUGGCCGUGUUCCAGGAGAUGCGGCAGGAGCUCUGGGAGGCGCGGCGCCGCAGCGCGGAGGAGGCCGCCCAGAGCGCGGCCUCCAUCGGCGCGCUGCGCCGAGACUUCCGAGCCGUGGAGCACGCUCAGCGGGCGGGCGCGGAGGCGCUGGCCGAGCGCGACGCCUCCCUGCACAGCGCGCGGCACGAGCUGAGGCAGUCCCAGGCGGAGCUGCAGCAGGGCGAGGAAGCCUCGGCCUGCCAGCUUGAGCGCCUGCAGCAGCACCUGCUCGUCGAGAGGAGCCAGGCCGAGAGCCAGGAGGCCCUUUCGCAGGAGGCGCUCCAGCUCCUGCGGCACGAGCUCCGCGCGGCGAACCUGCAGCUGGAGCUCCGGUCCACGACGCAGAUGGAGCUGGAGCUGGACGUGCAGGCACAGCAGCUGGCGCAACUGGAGCUCGGGUCGGCAGCGCGGAUGGAGCUGGAUCUGGAGCUGCAGCAGGCGCGGACGGCGCAGCUGGAGCUGGAGGCGCAGCUGCAGCAGGCGCGGCCCGUCGGCGGAGAGGCCCCGGCCGAGCGGGGCGCCCCGCUCGGCGCCGCGGGGCGCGGGCGGAGCGGCGAGAGGCGGCAGGAGGCGCAGCAGGGGGUGGAGGCCUCGGCGGCCCAGGUGGCCGUGUUCCAGGAGAUGCGGCAGGAGCUCUGGGAGGCGCGGCGCCGCAGCGCGGAGGAGGCCGCCCAGAGCGCGGCCUCCAUCGGCGCGCUGCGCCGAGACUUCCGAGCCGUGGAGCACGCUCAGCGGGCGGGCGCGGAGGCGCUGGCCGAGCGCGACGCCUCCCUGCACAGCGCGCGGCACGAGCUGAGGCAGUCCCAGGCGGAGCUGCAGCAGGGCGAGGAAGCCUCAGCCUGCCAGCUUGAGCGUCUGCAGCAGCGCCUGCUCGUUGAGGCAAGCCAGGCCGAGAGCCAAGAAGCCCUUUCGCAGGAGGCGCUCCAGCUCCUGCGGCACGAGCUCCGCGCGGCAAACCUGCAGCUGGAGCUCCGGUCCACGACGCAGAUGGAGCUGGAGCUGGACGUGCAGCUGCAGCAGCUGGCGCAGCUGGAGCUGGCGCAGCACCUCGGCGCGGAGGAUGUGACCGAGAGGAGCGCUUCGCUCGACGCCGCCCGGCGCGAGCUGCACGUCGAGGCGCAGCAGCGAGAGGAGGAGGCCUUGGCGCACCAGGACGCCGUGCUCCAGGGGAUGCGCCGGGAGCUCCGGGAGGCGCGGCGGCACGGCGUGGUGGAGGCGGCCGCGGGGGCGGCGCGGGAGCUCGCGCGGUGGUCGUUGCUGGCGUGGUGGCGUGCGUGCGUCCGGGCGCAGGCAGAGCAGCAGCUGAGCCGCCUGGAGCAGCGAGCGGCGGGCCGGGCCGCGGAGCUGCGGCGGUGCUGGUGCCUCGCGGCGGCGGCCUCGGCCGAGCGCCUCGCGAGGGCGCUGGCGUCAGCGCUCCUCGGGGCCUGCCUGGCGUCCUGGCGCUCCACGGCCGCCGAGGAGCUCUGGAAGGGCGACGUGCGCAGUCUCGAGCAGCAGCUCGGGCGCCACCGCCUGGCGGCCAAGGCCAGAAUUUACCGCGCCGUGGACCUCCUCGUGGCAGAGCGCGCCAAGUCGCUCGCCGCCGCAGCGUUCGGCUCGUGGUGUGCAGUGGUGGUCCAUGCGUCAGGCACGCGUCCUCCAGGCGCUCUUCACGCGCUGCCAGUGCAGCUGCGGCGACACGGUACCGACGCGCAUCCCAGGCAGCCGUUCCAGCUGUCCGAUGCCGACAGGGACGUGGUGCUCCAGGAGCUGGCGCUGCUGCGCGGCGGCUGCGAGCGGUGGCUGGAGCAGCCGCCGCCGCCCGCCCUGCCGGCGCCGCGGUCUGGCUUCGUGCCCGCGAUCGAAUGCGCAGUCUUCCAGGGCGCCGCGGCACGGGGAUCUGCCGACAGCCACUAGUAGAGCCCUGCGUGAGCGCUUGCAUGGAAAGGUGCGAGGUGGACACGGGCGGUCCUGCCGCUGCCGCUGCUUCUCUGUACCUUGCGGCUCUUUGGGGGACUGCCACCUGCGCAGCCGGCGCCCAUGUCGUUGGCUCCCGGGGGCCCCAGGGGGGGCACCCCACUCCGUGCCAAAGACACGGUGGCGGCUGUUGAGCAGCCGCGCCCGGCUUCCUCCCCUGCUCCUUUCCCCCUCCAUCUCCCUCUGCUGGUUAAUCUCUCUCUGCGCACGACCGACCCCGCGCGCCAGGAUCCGCGCGGCGACGGGCCCCAGGGCACGGGAUGGCGCGACCCAUCCCGCGCGGCAAACCGCGGCGGAGGCGCCGACCCUGGGCGGAG
Prorocentrum cordatum is the source of this 2621-nucleotide messenger RNA. NCBI's taxonomy places the organism in Eukaryota, Dinophyceae, Prorocentrales, Prorocentraceae. The record is from the annotation of a GenBank genome assembly.